AUGAUCUCUUCAGUGUAUGUGACGCUGAUUAAUGUGUACAUUAAAGCUGAUAGGAAAGAAUUUGAUAUGGAUCCUAUUGGUAAAUCAGACUUAUGGAAAAGGGACAUAUCUCGAAAUAUGUACGAUAAACUUCCAAGCAUAAAGAAAUCUGAUGGUGGCUCAAACUCGUUUAAAAACGGAACUAUCCCAGAUUAUGUUAUAGAUAACUGCCCUUUGAUUCACUUAUAUAGUGAUGAGAAAUACUGGCCGUCCAAUUUUUCAGAAUAUGUGUCACAUUUCAAAUUGUUGGAUGAUGAAGGAGAAGCCAUAUUAGACCAACUAAACUCAAUCAAAGAAUUAAAGCAGAGCUACGUGCGAUAUGACGAAGACGGAGCAUCUUAUGAAGUUGACUCGGAAGAUAUAUUUAUGACAUCGAUAGAUGAUUUUGAUAAGGAUCCCGGUUGGAUGAAAGGUUUCAAACCAAAAUAUGGAACAGGAUAUGCAGCUCAAGCUCCAGCGUUAGUGUUUGUAGUAGACAAAGGUAAUGGAUGGGUAGAUGCGUUUUGGUUUUAUUUCUAUCCCUUUAACUGGGGUCCCUUUAUUAUGGGAUAUGGACCUUGGGGGAAUCACCUUGGAGAUUGGGAACAUACCCUGGUUCGCUUUUAUAAUGGUGUUCCUAAGUAUAUAUGGAUGAGUGCGCAUGGAGGAGGGAGUGCCUACACUUACGAGGCAAUUGAGAAAAAGAAGCGUUUAAGGCGUAUUGAGGGUAGAAUCACUAAUGAGUUGAUAGAAAAACCGCUACUUUUCAGUGCAAGAGGCACUCAUGCUAAUUAUCCAUCGGUAGGUCAACAUUCUCAUGAUGUUCCAUUUUUCUUUAUGCCAUUAAGUGACUUUACAGAUAGAGGUCCACUAUGGGACCCAUCGCUCAACUAUUACGGAUAUACAAUAACAACUAAUGGUAAAUUAGCUCCUGCUACUAAUCAGACUUCGGAAGAUUUGGGAACUUCAUGGCUCUAUUUCCAAGGGCAUUGGGGAGAUAAGCAAAUCCCUUUCCGUGAUCCCAGGCAAAAGUGGUGUUUGGUCCAAUGGAAAUACAUAGGUGGCCCAAGGGGUCCACUAAGGAAAAAUCUAAUGAGAAAAGGCCUCUGUCAAAGAUCAAAAUGGUGGAACUUUAUGGGAGUUUGUCCUGUACGCAAGAUGAUAAAAAAUGGUGUUGGCUUGGAUGCCGAACGGAAUGACUACUUAGGCGAUAAUUGUGGAAUAUUACUAUAUAAGGUUAGACCUUCCAUUUUUCGUUCUAUAUUGCGCCUUAUUACGUGGAGGGGUGGCUUGUGCUUUUUAAUGGAAAGUUUUACCGGCUAA
Nakaseomyces glabratus is the source of this 1341-nucleotide messenger RNA. It is a transcript of the gene VPS62, whose product is annotated as Vps62p. Lineage: Eukaryota; Fungi; Ascomycota; Saccharomycetes; Saccharomycetales; Saccharomycetaceae. The record is from RefSeq and is a predicted model, not a curated record.